UUCCACCGCCUCCUCCCACUCCCCGUCGCCGGCGGACGCCGGAGGCAUUCCCCGCAGCGCGACGGCGGCGUCUCCGCGCGCGCGCGCCCUGCAGCCUUGAAGGAAUCGGUCGGGGAGCGGGGAGAUGGGCAGCGUGGGGAUCAACGGCGCCGUGUCCGGGGUGGUGUCGAGGAAGGUGCUCCCGGCGUGCGGCGGCCUCUGCUACCUCUGCCCGGGCCUCCGCGCCCGCUCCAGGCAGCCCGUCAAGCGCUACAAGAAGAUCCUCGCCGACAUCUUCCCCGCCACCCAGGAGGAGGAACCGAACGUGAGAAGGAUUGGGAAGCUGUGUGAGUAUGUUGCUAAGAACCCUCAUCGUGUGCCAAAGAUCACAGCUUACUUGGAGCAAAGGUGCUACAAGGAGUUGAGAAAUGAGCAGUAUGGCUUUGUGAAAGUAGUUGUGCUAAUAUACCGCAAACUACUUGUCUCCUGUAAAGACCAGAUGCCAUUACUGGCAAGUAGCGUAUUGAGCAUCAUAAGCACUCUUUUGGAUCAAACAAGACGGGAUGACUUGCGGAUUAUAGGUUGUGAAACCUUAUUUGAUUUUACUGUCUCUCAGGUGGAUGGCACAUAUCAAUUCAAUUUGGAAGAACUUGUUCCAAGAAUCUGUGAAUUAGCUCAGAUAGUAAAAAUAGAGGAGAAGGAUAACACGCUCCGCUCAUCAGCCUUGCAAGCCCUUUCAGCUAUGAUUUGGUUUAUGGGCGAGCUUUCUCACAUAUCCUCAGAGUUUGAUACUGUUAUUCAAGUAGUGCUGGAAAGCUAUAACCCUCAAAAUAUGCAAAAUGACAAUAUAGACAGUGAAGCUCCAGGCAGUCAAUGGGUGGAACAAGUUGUCAAAACAGAGGACCACGUCUCUCCUCCCACAUUCACCAUAUCUAAGAUACCUUCUUGGAGGAGCAUAGUUACUGAUAAGGGAGAGAUUCAUCUACCUGUGGAAGAUGCCAAGGAUCCUAACUUUUGGUCACGAGUCUGCGUGCACAACAUGGCCAAGCUGUCCAGGGAGGCAACAACAUUCCGUCGUGUUUUGGAGUCCCUAUUUCGUCAUUUUGAUAAUAAUAAUUCAUGGUCUUCCCAGAAUACACUUGCUUUCUGUGUUCUUUUGGACAUGCAAAUGUUUGUGGAAAACCAAGGGCAAAACACUAACUUGAUGAUAUCGAUACUGGUUAAGCAUCUUGAACACAAGUCUGUACUGAAGCAACCAGAGAUGCAACUCAGUGUUGUGGAGGUUAUAGCAUCCCUUGCAGCACAAUCAAGAGCUCAAGCGUCAGCCGCAACCAUAGGUGCUAUAAGUGAUCUUGUUAGACAUAUGAAGAAGAUAUUGCAUGUCACUCUUGGCAGCAGAGAUUUGGAGGUCAUAAAGUGGAACGACAAACUCCGGAAGACUGUUGAUGAAUGCAUAGUCCAACUGUCGAAGAAGGUUGGCGAUGCUGGACCUGUUCUUGACAUGAUGUCGGUGAUGCUAGAGAACAUCUCUCGCACUCCUCUUGUCUCUAUAGCAACUACAUCUGCUGUUUAUCGUACAGCCCAGAUAAUUGCUUCUAUCCCGAAUUUGUCAUAUAGGAAUAAGGUAUUUCCAGAAGCACUCUUUCAUCAGUUACUCUUAGCAAUGGUUCACCCUGAUCAUGAAACCCGUGUAGCUGCACACCGCAUAUUUUCUGUUGUCCUUGUCCCAUCUUCUGUUUCUCCCUUUUCUAAAUCAACUUCUCCAAAUCAGCUUAUGAGUCAUGAUAUUAAGAGGACUCUCUCAAGAGCUGUCUCUGUCUUCUCGUCUUCAGCUGCUUUGUUUGAUAAAUUGAGAAGGGACAAAGAUUCCUUCAGAGAAAUCCCACAGGAUGAAAGCGUGAAAAGAAUUUGGCAUGCUACUGAUGAUGAUACUUCUACACUCAAGGGCCUGCCAAGCUCACAAAGCCGAAGGCAUAGCUUCAAAGUUCCUAGUUUAUCUAUGAAAAAGGUUGCUUCAUUGUCUCUGCGAUCUUCCAUGUCCCCUAAGGAAUGCCAAAAUACCUUGGCUGAGUCAUGUAGUGAAACGGAGUCAACUUUGUUGAGACUAAGCAGUCGUCAGACCACACUUUUGCUGUCAUCUAUUUGGUCUCAAGCAAUUUCUCCUAAAAAUACUCCUCAAAAUUAUGAAGCUAUUGCUCAUACUUACAGUUUGCUUCUGUUGUUUUUGGGAUCAAAGGCAUCAAUCUUUGAGGCUCUUGCUCCGAGUUUUCAGGUGGCAUUUUCCUUAAUGAAGCAUUCGCUCGAAGGAACAGAUUCGUUGCCACCAUCACGCCGUCGGUCCUUGUUUACUCUGGCUACAUCUAUGAUUGUGUUCUCUUCAAGGGCUUUCAAUGUGGCACCUCUUAUCCCAAUUUGUAAAUCAAUGCUCAAUGAAAGAACAGUGGAUCCAUUCCUUCAUUUAGUUCAUGACACCAAACUUAAGGCUGUGGAGAACUGCUCAGAAGAAACCUAUGGAUCACCAGAAGAUGAUGAUAAUGCACUGAAAUCUCUUUCAGCUGUUGAACUAACUCGGAGUCAUUCCAGAGAAUUCAUGGCCUCUACAGUCAUGAACAACAUAACAGAUUUAACAGAUCCAGAGUUACAAAGUAUAAAGACUCAACUGCUAAGUGACUUCUCCCCUGAUGACAUGUGUCCAACAAGUGCUCCCUUUUUUGAAUUACCUUUCGGAAGUCCAGGAUCUGAUGAGGAUUCUUGCAAUCAAGAGGCUGUGCUUAUCAAUAUGGCAAAUGACAACGAUAGCUUUGGGGAAGUCUAUGAAAGUACUACACCUACUACAGCAUCUGUUCCCACAGGAAAUCUUCUGGGUAUUGAUGAGCUUCUAGAAACAGUUGUCAUUGAUACAUCAGCUCAGACUGGAAGAUGUUCAGUGUCAACGGCCCCUGACAUCCCAUUCAAGGAGAUGACUAACCAAUGUGAGGUUCUUUCGAUGGAGAAACAGCAAAAGAUGUCUGUGCUCCUGAGCUUCAAACACAAAAACCAAGCGCCUUCCCUGAAUAUCGAUCAGGUUAACAACAUGGAAGCAGCCAAUAUCUCCUCUGACGAUCAGAAUACAAACCCUUUUCUCCAGCAAAACCUUGAUGGCUACCCCAAAUAUGUUGCUGGUGGUGAGGCAAUGGCAGCGGCCGGUGAUGAAUUCCAUCAGCAAUUCUUGAAGCUGCCAGCAUCAACCCCUUAUGACACCUUCCUCAAGGCUGCUGGCUGUUGAUGCUAUAAAUCCAAUGCAGGCAGCCACGAAUUAAACCCCGGCGACUAAUUAAUUGUAUGUAUGAGUAGAGCUUCCUCUUAACAACAUAUUCUGUAAUCCAUUGUAUGCGUAGAGCUUCCUCUUAAUUGCAAGAUGCAAAUUUUCUCUUUUGAUGAUCCGAUCCAACGGUUGGUAACCACCUGAAUGCACGACAUACAUCACAUUUCACACCUGCAUUUGAUCUUGCAACGGCGGAGGAAACGCACGCUUCCAUUUAAGGGGCGAUUGCAUUGUCAAACUGCAAAGUAGCUAGCUGGAGCAUCUCCAAGAGAAUGAUUAAAUGACACUCUAUAUUAAAUUUUAGUAAUUAUAUUGAAAAAUAAUU
Molecule: messenger RNA, 3608 nt
Organism: Oryza brachyantha (malo sina)
Lineage: Eukaryota; Viridiplantae; Streptophyta; Magnoliopsida; Poales; Poaceae
Product: protein SEMI-ROLLED LEAF 2-like
Exons: 19
Coding region: 125-3244 (1039 amino acids)
Source: RefSeq, a predicted model, not a curated record